AUGGGCCACCAGGUGAGUAACUUUCAUAGAACGGGCCAGCACCCACACAGAUACCUUUGGAUAGCCCCUCAGCAGAUGAUGAAGGUGAUGUCCUUGUGUCCUUGUUGUCUGUCUGUGGUGUCUGGUUCUCUCUGAAAAAGAAGCUCUUUUGAUUUGCGGUGACUAACGGAAAUUAGAGGUGGGGACAAUUAUUCAUAAUGUGAUCUCAUGCUUACUUUUAAAUAUAUAUAGUUUUAAAAAUAAAUAAAUUUGUAAUUGCCAUAUAUUUUUGCAAUAGACAUUUCCAUCCAUUCUCGCGGGAGUGAGAUGCUGAAGGUGACAUCACUUGCAGAAAUAUAAGAGGCCCCUCACCCAAGCGUCGCUUGUGCUAGAGAAAUUUAUCUUGUUGUGUUUUUAUUUUGCAAUUUUGCAAUUCUUCAAACUGGCUCCUCGUUUUGCGCAACGUAGUGCUGAAAAUUAACGUGGGUUUUGUGCUGAGAGAAUGAUGGGCUGUGUGACAUUUAUAAGAAGCCUUGAUAUCAAUUACGUACAUAUAACACAUGGUAUAAUGUAAUCAGGGCUGUCUUAAGCAUAUGCGCUGGGGUGCAAAGAUAUGCCUGGCAUCGCCGCCCCCAGGUUGCCCAGUCCCAGGCGUUCAGGAGGACGGAGUUGGCUGGCCACCUCAGCGUCUCUCUGGCUCGGUCGCCCCCAAACUCAUGGUGCACAGCAGCAGAAGAGCCUGCCACAGCGCUCCGACUGACGGGCGAGCUCUUCCCCAGACUCAACUCUCAGGCCCCAGACUCUUGGCCUGGCGCCCCUGAGAGACCAGCGCCCAGGUGCCCCGCACCCCUGGCACUUAUGGUUAAGACGGCCCUAAAUGUAAUGGCUAUGGCAGCUAUUUGCAUCUCCUGCCAUAUCAGCCUGCCCAGUAGGGGUGUCAUUGUCCCACUAGCAAACCUAGCUCACUAUGUGGUGUCCCAGGGCAGGGCCUUUUCGGUUGUGGUGCCUCAGCUUUGGAACUUCACUAACCACCCAGAGGUAUGGAUGGCCAAAUCUUCAUGGGCCAAGUAGCAGUCUAAUCUGCGCUCCUGGGCCUUUUAAAUGUAUUCUGGCGGAGAGGGGGGCAUUUAUUGGUUUGUUUUUGUUCUUAUUUUUACUAUGUAUUUUGUGCUUUUUAUAUGAUCAUUUGUUGUUGUGAACCAUCGUUAGAUCUGUGAACGAAGGGCAAUACAGUGGACGCUCGGGUUGUGAACAUGAUCCAUGCGAGAUGCACGUUCGCAACCUGCAGUGUUCGCAACCCGUACACGCACACACGCGGGUUGCAAUUUGGCGCUCCUGCGCAUGUGCAAAGCACAAUUUAGCAUUUCUGUGCAUGCGCAACCCCCAAAACCCGGAAGUAACCCGUUCUGGUACUUCUGGGUUUUGGUGGGUCUAUAACCUGGAAAAAUGCAGCCACAAAAUGCACAAUCUCCUCCACAAAUAUGCAGGGGAGAGAGAGUUCCAUAGUUUAAUGAAGUUUUCCCUGUCCUGAACCUUCCAACAUUCAGUUCAUUUAAUGCCCACAUGUGUUUCAAAAAAGCAUUUUCCUUCUCACAUCCUCCAGCAGCGUGUUGUUGCAGACCAGUCAUGUCCAAAGCCCAUUUCAGAGGCUUAAUCUGGCCCCCGUGGCAGUAUAUGUCCUGUGGUAAAACCCUUUAAAAAAUGUAAAAAAGCUCAACAACUUUGGUCGGCCCUCAUACAUGUUCACUUCAUCAAAUCUGGCCCUCUUUGAAAAAUAAUUUGGGCACCCCUGGUGUAGACAGUCCCUUGAGAGCCAGUGUGGUGUAGUGGUUAAGAGCGGUAGUCUCGUAAUCUGGGGAACUGGGUUCGCGUCUCCGCUCCUCCACCUGCAGCUGCUGGGUGAUCUUGGGCUCCUCACACUUCUUUGAAGUCUCUCAGCCCCACUAACCUCACAGAGUGUUUGUUGUGGGGGAGGAAGGGAAAGGAGAUUGUUAGCUGCUUUGAGACUCCUUUGGGUAGUGAUAAAGCGGCAUACCACAUCCAAACUCCUCUUCUUCUUCUUCUUUCUAAGCAAGAGUAGUGGAGUCCAAUAAAUUCUAAACCAAAUUUAUUCAGCACAUCCCCUCCUGCGGUUUCUGGCAACUGGUAUUCAGUGCCAUGUUGUGGCGUUGGACAGGCGAGGUAGAACAUCAGAGUAAAUAGCCAUCAAAAGCCUUGGCCUCUGUGAAUUUGUCUAAUCCUAUUGGGGGAGCGAGUUCCAUAGUUUAGUGAUGAACUGCAUGAAUCUGUCCUGAAUCUUCCAACAUUCAGGUCCGUUUAAUCCCCACGAGUUCCAGUGUGAUGAGAAAAACCUGUCCCUCUCCACUUUCUCCAUGCCUUAAUAAUAAGCAGGUGGUCUUCCCAACAGCUGCCAUCCCAUCUCUCACAGCUGGGGAGCUGCUCCUCAGUUAGUAGCCUUCCUUAUGUUUGAAGUAGGGGGUUUUCAUCACGAGUUGUGCGAACAAGGACUGCCUUUCGUCUGCUGCAGACUUGUUGUCCAUUAGAAGAAGAAGAAGAAGAGUUUGGAUUUGAUAUCCCGCCUUUCACUCCCCUUCAGGAGUCUCAAAGCGGCUAACAAUCUCCUUUUCCCUUCCUACCCCACAACAAACACUCUGUGAGGUGAGUGGGGCUGAGAGACUUCAAAGAAGUGUGACUGGCCCAAGGUCACCCAGCAGCUGCAUGUGGAGGAGCGGAGACGCGAACCCGGUUCCCCAGAUUACGAGACUACCGCUCUUAACCACUACACCACACUGGCUCUCUAACUCCAUUAGGUGACUUCUUCUUUUGGCCGGCCACCCGUAACCUUUCUAUCAAUAGAUGACAGAUCUAGUAAAGGGACCCCUGACUAUUAGGUCCAGUCGUGGCCGACUCUGGGGUUGCGGCACUCAUCUCGCUUUACUGACCAAGGGAGCCGGCGUACAGAUUCCAGGUCAUGUGGCCAGCAUGACUAAGCUGCUUCUGGCAAACCAGACCAGUGCAUGGAAAUGUCAUUUACCUUCCCUACGGAGUGGUACCUAUUUAUCUACUUGCACUGCAUGCUUUCGAACUGCUAGGUUGGCAGGAGCAGGGACCGAGCAACCUUUCUAACAAUAGAUGACAGAUCUUGUUGUCCAUUAACUCCAUUAGGUGACUUCUGGCCUGCCACCCAUAACCUUUCUAUCAACAGAUGACAGAUCUAGAGGAUACGAUAAAAUGCACGAUCCCAUUUCACAGAUCUCAGGAGUCUCUUCUUUUCUUCUCUCUCCUCAGGUGCCAAUGGGACGCAUCACUUUCUUCCACCUCUCUAUUUGGGGCUUCCUGAUUGCCUGCUCCUUUCCGCAAGGUACAUCCCAACUGGGCUCCUCAAACCUGGACUGGGAGAAGCCAAGCAGAAAGCAAUCCUUAGGAGAAAAGGCAUGGCUCAUGAGGCAAAUCCCAGUAAUAUAGAUUAGAAACAUCAUUCAGAGGACGAAACGGGGGCACCAAGGCUCGCUCGCCCUUCCUUCCUUCCUUCCUUCCUUCCUUCCUUCCUUCCUUCUUGAUUGGUUUUCACCUAUUACAUUACAAUACCAAUGUACCAAAGCUAGCACCAUUUCCUCCCCAUCGCCCCAGACAUUUACAUUUAUAUUUCCUCGAUCCAUCAUAUUAUUCUUUUCUCCCUCUUCCCGCUUCCCUCCGCCCCCACUCAAUUUUCUCCACAUUAUACAAUUUACAAUAAUCUUUGCAUUCUACAGUCUUCUCAAGUCAUCUAUAUAUUCUUAUUAUCUUUCCUUACUAAUUUUUCUUCCAUCCAGUACUUCACAUUUUAAUUUAGGCAUAUUAGCAUAUCUUUUUUUGAGCAAUAUUUUGCCAACCAAGGCUCUUUUUCAGCCAGAAUUUCCAGUUUCAACCCUCAGUCCUGGGUGAACAGCCCCCUCCUGCUAAUAAUCUGGAUUGUGGAUUCAUCUCGUAGAGAUCUCCUCCCCAAACUGACCUUUAUAAUCUUUUCCCUCUUCUCUGGCAGGCACAGAAGCAUCAGGCUGCCCUCAGAAUUGGUUCAGGUUUCAGGGACAUUGUUAUUUAUUAAGAAAAGUGAAGCGGAACUGGAAUGAUGCAGAGGUAAUGAAAGAUUCUCGGAAGCCCCGUGUUGCAAAUUCCUCAAGACACCAUGUUUGGUGUCAGAGAGACAGACAGGCACACCCAUGCAGAACUUCACUAGUGAUCUCCCUUCCCUGCUGAUGCAUAAGACCUGCUUGGUGAUGUACAAAAAUACAAUAUAUUAGGGGGAAACACUUGCAAAAAAAAUGUGUUUCUUAGAGGAAACUUGCAAUAAAGUGCUGGUGAAUUUUCAUGAGGAUUAAAACAAACAAACAAACAAACAAACAAACCCCCAAACUGAUGUAGAAAUGUGGAGUUGCAAAAAGGAGAAACUGGGGAUAUCAAAAUGGAGAAAGGAGGAAUAAAAAAAGGAGAAAUCAAACAAUUUCCACGGGGACUUCUUCUUUAAUAAACCAAUCAAAGGGAUGUGGAAAUCUGGUGGCGCUAAACUUAAUAUUGGAAAAAUGAAAAAUUGGGGGAAAUCAAAAUGGACAGUUUCACCUCCACCUAGUAAGCACACAAAGAGCACCUGUUGAACCAGGGAAAGGAUUCUAAGUACACCUGCCCUCCAUUUAUUCCCCACCUCGGAUCUCUCUUUCUGGCCUUAGAUGCCAUCUUUGAGAGAAGCAGAACCAAUAACUGUCUUGAUCACACUGCUUUGUAUAUCCCUGGCACCUGGUACUGCAGAUCCAUCCAUGGUUGUGAAGUCACAGUGAUCUACACAAAAAUCUUAUCGUUGUGCUGUGGUCCUUGCACAAUCCUGCUUGGGAAAUCUUACAGGAGCCGCUCGAUGCAACCAGGCAGCUUGCCCUCACCUGCAGGGUAAAACCCCUUAUUCUUUUCUCUCCCAGGCAGACUGCCAAAGGUUUGGGACUGACAGCCACCUGGCCUCCAUCCUUAACUGGGAAGAGCACAGGUAUAUAGCCAGUGCUAUAAGACAAGGCAAAGACCCUGGAUUCCACAUCUGGAUUGGGUUGUUCAGAGUCAAACGCGGUGGAAGGGUAAGUAAAGGGGGCAGCCUCUGCUUUUCAUUUGCCUCUGGCUGGAAACAUCAGCCUGCAAGCACACAGAGGAGCAGUCCAGAAGACGAGAGCUCUGAAUUCCACGGCUUUAAAACAAAAAAGUUCAUAAGGCUUGUUCAGCUAAUACACACUGGACUUAAGGUUGUCAUGCACUUGCUAACUGGCAUAUACCUUCCAACAUUUCUCCUGUGAUUUUAGGGACAUCCUAUCCCAUUAUUGUUGGGACGCGGGUGGCACUGUGGGUUAAACCACAGAGCCUAGGACUUGCUGAUCAGAAGGUCGGUGGUUCAAAUCCCCGCGAUGGGGUGAGCUCCCGUUGCUCGGUCCCUGCUGCUGCCAACCUAGCAGUUCGAAAGCACGUCAAAGUGCAAGUAAAUAAAUAGGUACCACUCCAGCGGGAAGGUAAACAGCGUUUCCGUGCGCUGCUCUGGUUCGCCAGAAGCGGCUUAGUCAUGCUGGCCACAUGACCCGGAAGCUGUACGCCGGCUCCCUCGGCCAGUAAAGCGAGAUGAGCGCCGCAACCCCAGAGUCGGCCACGACAGGACCUAAUGGUCAGGGGUCCCUUUACCUUUACCUUUUAUUCCAUUAUUAUCAUCAGUGCUUUUUUCUUGGGGGGACGCAGGGGUACGCAUACCCCUAAACAUUUUGUGAAUCUAAGUUUGGCCUCAUUGAGGGGCAGCGAAGAGUUGGACACGACUAAACGACUAAACAACAACAACAUUUCAAUAUGAGUAGGAGAAUGAGAGUACCCCAUAACAUUUCCUUUAGAAAAAAGCAGGGAUGAUGAUGUUGAUGGUGGUGGUGAUUUACACCCCUCCCCAUCUGUCUGGGUUGCCCCAGCCACUCUGGGCAAGUUCCAACAAGUAUGAAACAUAACAGGGCUGCCUUCAGAUGUUUUCUAAAAGUUGUAGAGUUAUUUAUAUCCUUGGCUUGGGGAGUGGGGAGUCGCUUAACUCCAUACCCUCCGGCAUUUCUCUGAUGAAUGUCCUAAGGGAUGUCCUAAGGCAGGGGUCAGCAAACUUUUUCAGCAGGGGGCCGGUCCGCCGUCCCUCAGACCUUGUGGGGGGCCGGACUAUAAUGGGGGGGGGGAAUGAGCGAAUUCCUUUGCCCCACAAAUAAACCAGAGAUGCAUUUUAAAUAAAAGCACACAUUCUACUCAUGUAAAAACAUGCUGCUUCCUGGACCAUCUGCGGGCCGGAUUUAGAAGGCGAUUGGGCCAGAUCCGGCCCCCAGGCCUUAGGUUGCCUAGGUAAAGGUAAAGGGCCCCCUGACCAUUAGGUCCAGUCGUGGCCGACUCUGCCGUUGUGGCGCUCAUCUCGCUUUACUGGCCAAGGGAGCCGGCGUACAGCUUCCGGGUCAUGUGGCCAGCAUGACUAAGCUGCUUCUGGCGAACCAGAGCAGUGCACGGAAACGCCCUUUACCUUCCCACCAAAGUGGUACCUAUUUAUCUACUUGCACUUUGAGGUGCUUUCGAACUGCUAGGUUGGCAGGAGCAGGGACCAAGCAACGGGAGCUCACCCCAUCACAGGGAUUCAAACCACCGACCUUCUGAUCGGCAAGUCCUAGGCUCUGUGGUUUAACCCACAGCGCCACCCGCGUCCCUUAUUUAGGUUGCCUACCCAUGUCCUAAGGAAAAGCGGGACAUUCCAAGAUCAAUGGCGCAGGAUCAAAUAAGGAAACAGGGACAUGGAGGGUCUGAAGUAGCCAAAUGGAUAUAGCUACACUGCAGUCGGGGUCUCUCCUGCCUCUCAUCCCAAGAGUCCUUGCUGCUCCUUGGAGGCUCGCUCUGCUGCUCCUGUAGAUUCUGCUGCCCGAGGCUGACAUGGCCCCAUGUGUGGGCCACAGAAGUCUUGGUGGUCUCUUAUCCUCAGAGCUAUCCACUUGUAUGUGUGGUGUAGUGGCUAAGAGUGGUAGACUCGUAAUCUGGUGAACCGGGUUCGCGUCUCCACUCCUCCACAUGCAGCUGCUGGGUGACUUUGGGCCAGUCACACUUCUCUGAAGUCUCUCAGCCCCACUCACCUCACAGAGUGUUUGUUGUGGGGGAGGAAGGGAUUGUGAGAUGCUUUGAGACUCCUUCGGGUAGUGAUAAAGUGGGAUAUCAAAUCUCCUCCUCCUCCUCCUCCUCUUUCUUGAAAUAGGUUUGGGGUCCUGAGCGUCUGAAUGUUUUAUUUCUGCUUGAGAAUUAGGGAGGACAUCAAAGGGCCCUGGUUCUUCCUCAGCUGAGACCCUGUCUCUUUUGGUUGUCUCCACAGAUUACAGUGUGGAAAUGGACUGACAGUGCUGUGGUCGGCUAUAUGCCCUGGGGGCCUGGACAACCUUCCUAUUCUCACAGACAAGAAUUCUGCAUCGAGUUGUACGGCGCAGGUGAGGAAGAGGGUUCCAGGAUCUUAAGUUCCAUGGGGAUUCUGGGAGGGCUUCCUUGAACCUUGUUUCCAUGCUUCUGAUAACAAGUUAUUCAUGUUUUGCCUGCUAAGAAAGAAAGAAAACAGAGUCAACAAUGUGAACCCAAGAACUGUGCCCACCUCGCGGGACAUUUUGUGGCUGGUUAGGAGGAAGACUAGCUAGACUGGGUCAUAGGUGGGCAACUGGAUCAGACAUGGGGAUGGGAUGGUCACCUCACCCCCUCACUUCUAUGGGCCAACUUUUGACAGGGUUAGACAUCUUUACAUGCUCCUCACCUGACAUGGUACAUGAUACCAGGGGUAGGAGAGGUGGACAUGGUUUGGCCAACAUGACCUUGUAGGCUAAAUGGGAAACCUAGUAGGCCAAAUCUGGUCUGCAGAUUUCUGGUUCUCCACAGAUAUCAUAGGUGGUCCUACUCUGCUUCCUUCUGUCUCCUGGAGCCCUCACCACAAAACAGCAGUACUGUAUAUUGUCCUCUGAGGGGUGGGGAAUCUUCAACCUUUCUCCUGUCACUGGGUGAAAUUUAUUUAUGCCCCCCACCAGACCUGGGCUGUCUUUCUCCAAAACAGCCUUAGAAUUCCUACAGAACAAUUCAGAGUAGUGUUUAAAGGGGACCGUGAGGUUUGUAUGAAAUGAAGAUAAAAGUUUCCUAAAAGAAAAACGAAAAGUUCUGCGUUACUAGCAUAGAAGCAGCAAGUCAAUUGUAGAGUUGGAAGGGACCCACUGGGUCAAGUCACUGACCAGAUACUGUCUGUGGCCGCAUGACUUGCGACUCACAAGUUAGAGCAGGGGUCCUCAAACUUUUUAAACAGGGGGCCGGUGGAGACAAAGGUAGGUUUGAGCAAACAAAGUGUCAGCGAUGUUCCACACAAAAGCAGGAAAACAAUACAAAGUUUAGAUGAGAACAAUUUCAUAAACAUAAACUUGUGAGUAUUUCAAUGAAGCAUGGCCUGCUUUUGGGUAAGAGCUGAUCAACAUCCGUUCCAUAUCUAUCACUGCUAGUGUAGCAGUGUUCAUCAGAGAUCUGCCAGUACGACCAAUUCGAACUUUGAUCAAACUGGUACCUCUGUUGAUAUCUACAGGCAGCCUGGAUACAGAGCAACUCGAAACAGUACUGAGAACUUUGCUUUGGACAGAACUGGAAUCGCGUUCUGCUGCAGGAGGCUCCAUUAGCUAGAGCUGGUACCUCAGGUUCUGCAAUUUUUGGGUUAUGAAUGGACCUCCAGAACGAUUAAGUUCUAACUGGUACCACUGUACGCUGAUUUUAAGUGCCACUGUAAUGUGCUGAACUACAGCACUACUGAAUACUGAGACAGAGAGACAGAGAGGAGUGGAGGAGCAUGAGGGUAUCCUAUUCAGUUCGGCCUACAGUGAAUGCCAGCUUCAGUGCUGAAGGCAAAGCAGAUUCUCGCUGGAGAGAUCGAGCUGUCCCCCUGCAGCUAGACACUGCCUUUGGUUUGCAUGGUUACGUAAACAAAGAUAAGAAGCCUCGAGGGUCCUCUUAGUGCGGGAGAGAGGUCUUUGAUGAAGGACCCCCAACAGUCGGAAGCGAGAGGAACGCGGAUGCCUCUCCACGGGGCUGCUGGCCUUACCUGACCAGUAUAAAGUAAGCAGCACAUAAGCAGCACACAAAACACUACCAAACCGUUCUACUUCCAAAUCUUAUAUUAAUAAUCCAAAAAUUGAGAGAGCUAGGUACAAGAUCUACUACAGAAGCCACAAACAGAGAACUCAUUCCAAUUGUGUCCAAAAGGAAGAUUCAGUCUUUAAAGUUCCUUUAGCCAGGCUCCUGUAGAUAUCAACAAAGGUAGGUUUGAGCAAACAAAGUGUCAGCGAUGUUACACACAAGAGUUAGACAGGGUGCCAGCGUUUGUCACCUGUUUCUAACUCUUGUGCGUAACAUCACCGACACUUCGUUUGAUCAAACUUAUCCUCGUUGAUAUCUAACCCUUGAGCACAACAUCGCCGACACUUCGUUUGAUCCGCCACCUGCUCCCUGGCUGGGCGCCACUCCCUAGGAGGCUGAACACGAGCUCGCGAACCUGGCUCCCUGCUCAGCGCCCACCAGCUCCAAAUAUCCCUGCUCCGGGAACCCUACAGCUCCCAUCUCCCUGCAAUGGAUUAUGGGAUAGUGGGAAGGGGAAGGGGGCAUGGCCGAGACGAGCCUGCUUUCACGGUGCAUUGUGGGAAACACCGCGCCGGGUUUACCUCAUCGCAUGGAGACUGACUGAGCGGGCGGCCUGCGGGCCAGAUUUACGAGCCUGGCAGGCCGCAUCCGGCCUGUGGACCGUAGUUUGAGGACCCCUGAGUUAGAGGGUGGCAAUUCUUAGCCAAAAGCAGUGCCUACAUGGUCGCAAACCCUGAAUAGGCCAAGUUUAAUGAGUUAACUCCACAAUCCCCAAAUCUACUCAAAUGCAAAAUUUCAGUUUAUAUACAGCUCGGAGCAUUUUCUUUUCACAUUCAUAGCCGUGUAGGACACAGCCAGGAACAGAGUACUGCAAAAGGUAUUCAGGGUGACCGGCAAAGAGCUGUGGUAUCAUAAUUUGUAUACCAGUUUGAAUCCUGCUCCCUAUUACUCUCAACUCGGAGGCUUAUGAGACUGUGGGUGCAUUAUUUUUUCUUUAAAAGAUGCCCGAUUUUUUAAGAAGAUCCAUUCAAAUCUUAACCCUCCCAGUUAAGUGGGCAGGUUAACCUAUAUACCUAAUAUAUCUGUGGGUAUACAAAUUUAAUAGAUAAUUAUAAUAUCACAAAAAAAUGAUCAGUUACAAAUUCAUCUUAGAUCAGAUUAGAUCAAUACGCAAAAUUAAGUGGGCAUGAACUAUAACGUCAAACUGAUUUUUAAAAGUUCACGAUCAAGAAGCCCACAUUUACUUACUUGCUAAGAAGAAAGCAAAGCACGUCAAAACUAACAUUGCAAGGGUUGGACUUGGGGUCCCUAGGGGUCCCUUCUGACUCUACUUUCUCUGAUCCCGGGACAGCCCCUCUUUCAACUGAUCCAUUUUGGUUUCCCAGUUUAGAAGGAUGAGCCGGGAGGAGGUGACGAAGGGCCGUGACUUCUAAUGCUUCUCCUUCCCUGUUUUUCUAGAAUACAUGUUCUGGGACGACAAUAGUUGCGAGGCAGAGAACUAUUACAUCUGUAAAAUCCCGGUGUCGUGGUCUUCGGACAACCGUUCGGCAAAAUGAGUGCCUUGGAGAACGGGGAUUAAGGCCCUUCCAUGGAAGCCCAAGUCCUUCUGUCCCAACUGCAACACCCCACCCCAAUUCUGUAGCAGCCCC
Messenger RNA from Podarcis lilfordi (Lilford's wall lizard), 10775 nucleotides. NCBI's taxonomy places the organism in Eukaryota, Metazoa, Chordata, Lepidosauria, Squamata, Lacertidae. The record is from the annotation of a GenBank genome assembly.